This is a messenger RNA of Sporothrix brasiliensis 5110, 1419 nucleotides long. Its product is annotated as glycosyltransferase family 2. Bases 1 to 1419 code for a protein of 472 amino acids. NCBI's taxonomy places the organism in Eukaryota, Fungi, Ascomycota, Sordariomycetes, Ophiostomatales, Ophiostomataceae. The record is from RefSeq and is a predicted model, not a curated record. The transcript has 4 exons.
AUGUCUGUUGAAAACUUUGUGGGAGGUUUCUCCAUGCCGCUCAGUCUGCCGAUUCCGGCAUUUCUACGAUCCACAACUUUCUGGGCACCAAUUCUAGAAAACCCAAAAUACUCAUCCAAAGACGUCACUGUCGUUAUUCCUACAAUCCACCACACCUUUGAGGAGCUCCGGCCGUCUCUUGAAAGCAUCAUUGCAUGCGACCCAUACGAGCUGCUCUUAGUGACAACAGCAAGCAAGAUCGAUGCGCUCGAGGACUUGGCCGACUCGCUCCGCGAAUCCGGAUACAAGAGCAUCCGCGUGAUGUGCACGAGCGUCGCCAACAAGCGGCUACAAGUAUGCCUUGCGCUGCCCAAGGUCGAAACCGAAAUCACGAUCAUGGCCGACGACGAUGUCACCUGGCCCGAUACUCUGAUUCCCUGGAUCCUGGCCCCCUUUGAGGACGACAAAAUCGGAGGCGUCGGUACCUGCCAGCGCGUCAAGCGCAUCUUGACGGGAGCUUGGUCGACUCGCAUCUUCAACUGGCUUGGGGCGGCCUACAUUGAGCGCCGCAACUUUGAAAUUUCGGCGACUCACAACAUCGACGGCGGCACCUCAUGCAUGUCUGGGCGGACCGGUGCCUACCGGUCGGAGAUCCUUCAGAGCCAUGAGUUUCUCGAGGGCUUCCAAACGGAGCGCUGGGGCAAGUUCAUUCUCAACGCGGACGACGACAACUUUGUGACCCGCUGGCUAGUCAACCACGGAUGGAAUACGUGGGUGCAGUACGAACGGGAGUGCGAGGUGGAAACGACGCUUGAAAACAGUGCCAAGUUCCUUUACCAGUGCUCUCGUUGGGCUCGCAGCAACUGGCGAAGCAACUAUACGAGUCUCGUGACAGACAGAUACGUUUGGACGCGCCAACCCUGGUCGACUUAUGCUCUCCACAUUGCGACGUUUACAUCGCUUGCAUUCGCUGUCGAUCCGCUGCUACUGUUUUCGUGCUGGCGGGCAACUGAGGACUGGGAUCCCACCUUUCGCCGGUAUGCGAUCUUGGCGCAGAUUGGCUUCAUGUUUGGCUUCACGAAAGUGGUCAAACUAAUGGGCCUUUUCCUCCGCAACCCGAGCGACCUCAAGUUCCUACCGGUGUCGAUUGUUUUUGGUUAUUUCCACGGCAUCAUCAAGCUUUACACGCUCUUUACUCAUAGAACGACGUCAUGGGGCAGCCGUGAUGAUGCCGACACCAACGACAAUAUGCGCCUGGCACCGUGGCCACGUCGCAGUCCGAGCCUUCGCACGCCGCCCAGGUUGGACAGCGAGCUUCCACAGCAUACACAAAAUUCUCCGCCAUACUGGUCGAGUGUCAGACAGCAAGAACACCUGCUGCCACCCAAGUGGCAAAAAGUCACCGAAAAGUCGGCAUUGCUCGAUAACACCGCCUACUGA